Peniophora sp. CBMAI 1063 is the source of this 2205-nucleotide messenger RNA. The record is from the annotation of a GenBank genome assembly. Lineage: Eukaryota; Fungi; Basidiomycota; Agaricomycetes; Russulales; Peniophoraceae.
AUGGAAUUCAAACGCGGGUUUCUCAACUCGAAGAAGGGGCGCGAUGCGCUUCAUAUCGAGGCCACGGCCUCUGGCUCCAAAUCCAAGCUCGCUACUUCACCGCCCGUAUCUGCCCGUAGUACCGCCAGUGGCACUGGCGCCACAGAUAGCCAUAUAUAUGCACCCUCUACUCCAGCAGGCAUCACCAAAGCGGCACAUUCAGUUUCUGUCCACGCACCCGAAUCCAUGUCUAGCGAUCCCGUCGACGAAAUGAAUCAACAACAUACCAGCGGCAUCCCUCCCGCGACUCAGCCCUCGUCAGCGUCCCCCGCAUCCCCGCAUAUUAAUGGGAUUCCCGCAGAUCUACAUGCUCUUCCACCCGGGGUCGAAGCGAAGCCUGGAUACAACCGCAAAGUCUUCAGCGAAUGGCCUCGUGAUCCCAAGGGUCAGAUCAUACGAUUCAAAGAUCACAAAGAAUACGGCAAGCGGACGCCUAAUGGGAAUAGGAUGUGGGGCGAGACCCUGUGGGAUUUCUACAUGGUCCGCAUGAUGCCGGAAAACCAUUACUUCUUCACCUGGACCUCCGGCAGCCGCAUUGCGGCCUUCAUGCGUGAAUACGGCGAACUGGACAGCGCUCCUUCGGAGUUGGCUUGGGCUGACGCUGAAGGCGACCCGAAACAGCUCUUCCCUUGUAACGUCGGACGACUCAUUUGUGACCGCGAACGCCAAACAAUCGAUUGUGCUCUAGACGACGAGGCGGCGAGGAUCUUCUCGUCGAGAGUGCCCACCUUACAGGCCCGCAUUCCCUUCCAUCUCCUGCCUGAGAAACUCAUCGUUCACGACCCUUGGAAUACGCUCUCCAUCAAGGACGAGCGCGAUGAUAUGACCACGCCUGUAGCCGAGAGGGCCGACAUCGUGCACACGUUCGAGCUCUCUUUAUCGAAAGAGAGUCAAGAGAAACAAGCCGCUGAGCGAGACGCCGCCGUCGCCGCCGACAAGGCUCGCUUCGAGAAGGAUGAAUGGCGUAAAAUCGAACCCUCGGCUGAAGAGCCGGGUCCUCUUCCGCCCAGCCUGUUUGCUAUAUACGCCAAGGUUCCCCCUCGCCCUCCUCGCCCUACUUCCAUUCCCGAGGCUCACCUUUACAUUCGUCGCGAAGACAAGUGCGGUGAUGGUAAUCACUCGGUGGUGUACUUUAGCGAACUUGAGCUUCCACGCUGGACCCUCGUCGACGACGUACUUUGCGAGACCUGCUGGCGGACCGCUCUACUGGAAGAAAUCCGCGAGCGCAGGAAAUCUGGCACACUCCGUCCUGAUGUUUCCAACGGCAAUGUUCGACCUCCGGAGAUCAAGAGGACCGUCAAGGUCUUCGAUGACCUACGUAACCCUGUCGCUGUUGAAACCAGUUGUACUGAGCGGCGUGAGGUUGGGUUGACUACCGGGGGUACCGACUUCGAAUUGCACCAUAACACGCAUAGAGUCGUCACGGACGAAUAUAUUGGACCCGUUGCGUAUGUCUACCCGAAGGUUACGUGGCAAAACCCAGAGCAUGGGCCCGUCUGUGAACAUCUAUGCAUCAAUGGGCACCAACCGCCACUCACGACACGCGUCAAGGUCUGUGCGAAGCUUUCUAUCCAGGGAGACUUCCACCUAGCGCGUGAGGCGGAGAACUACCAGGCUUUUCCCUCCUAUUUCUUCGAACACUGGAACGGCUAUAACCUCGUGGUUCCCCUCCGGGACCCUACACCCUGCGGCGCGCUUGUACCCCAAUUUUACGGCUACUACGUUCCUCAAGGGGGUUUCGAGCCUGUCCUAGACACGGUUCUCGACGAAGCCUCUGCAGCCAAGACGAAGGGCGCGCCACUGUUACCUGCAAGCUACAUCAGCCCAAUCCUUUUACUCGAAUACUGCGGUAUUCCCAUCAACAUAGAUGAAAUGGGUCCAGACGACAGAAACGCGGCUGCGGCGCUUUGUCAGACCUUUCACUUUGGAGGAUGGGCCCAGAACUCUAUGUAUGAGCGCAACGUCGUUGUGCAGCCUGGUCCCAUCACCGAGUGGCCCGCGUUUCGCGGGCUCAAUGAGCGAUGGAAGAGUUUCCGGUUAAUCGACUUCGGUCGGGCGACGCCUCUAGACUGGCAUAAUCAGGGCUUUUUGCAGAAGAAAGCGGAGGUCUGCAGGAUGUUCAAGUUAUUCCAUUACCAUCCAUUACGGGAUCUAGCUAGUUCUUGA